Amphiprion ocellaris (clown anemonefish) is the source of this 1701-nucleotide messenger RNA. RefSeq names its product 4-hydroxyphenylpyruvate dioxygenase-like (gene hpdl). Gene Ontology annotation, biological process: aromatic amino acid metabolic process. The coding region runs from base 57 to 1391 and encodes 444 amino acids. NCBI's taxonomy places the organism in Eukaryota, Metazoa, Chordata, Actinopteri, Pomacentridae. Gene Ontology annotation, molecular function: 4-hydroxyphenylpyruvate dioxygenase activity. The record is from RefSeq and is a predicted model, not a curated record. The transcript has 5 exons.
UCAGAGUUCCUCUGUUUUAGGACACGCCCCCUGUCACAGCGGUACUUGAAGCAAACAUGGCAGCUCUCUUGAGCCGGUUACACCACGUUUCUAUCCAUGUUUCCAACGCAGAGAAAAUAGCGACUGAGCUCAGCUCUAAAUUCAAGUUUAAUCUGUUCGCCGCCAGACUCACCGGCAAGUCCAAGCAACUGGCGUUCAGGAAAGGAGCGGCGAUUUUCGUCGUGACUGAGAGACCAACUCAGGGUAGUGUGGGAUUGAAUGAAAGGCUGAGCGUAUUGCACAAACAUGAUCCACGCCAGGUGGACGUGAAGAAAUACACGCGGGAUUAUGCCUCCGCGUGUCUCUACGAUGUGAGCCCUCAUCACCCGGUGGACACGGUGAGCAACGUGUGCUUCGAGGUGGAAGAUGUGGAAAGGUCAUUCAAGGUUCUUCGCCAUCUGGGCUGCAACUUCCUGGUGCCUCCAACCACAGUGGAGGAUGAGGAUGGUCCAGUCACCUACUCCGUGGUUAAAUCCUUGGUGGGAAACGUGUGCCACACUCUAUUAGACAAGUCAAAGUACAAGGGAAUCUUCCUGCCUGGGUUUGAUUUCACUAUAAAGGACUGGAGCUUGGAGGAAGAGGACAUGUCUUGUCCUGUUACUCAUUUUGAUCACAUAACUUAUGCCUGUCCUAGAGGGACAACCCACCAUGUUAUGAGCUGGUAUGAGAAGCUCUUUGGUUUUCAGAGGUUUUUCAUUGAUAGUAAUGAAGAUGUUGAUGAAGGUUUUGUCGUAAACCAGGAGGGCAUUGGACUGCGACUUACUGCCAUGCAGUACUGGAAGUGCAGCGAAGCUGGAAUCACUUUUCCCUCUAUCAACAAAAAAGACCCAGACUGCAAAUUUGUAAUUGCAGAAUCACUGCCUGAUCAAGGCAGUAACCAGGUUGACACCUUCUUGGAGCAGCACCGAGCUCCGGGGGUCCAGCACAUCGGACUGUACACCAAAGACAUAGUCUCUACUGCACACACAAUGGCUGAAGCUGGUGUACGGUUUUUCUCCCCUCCUCCGGCCUAUUACACUGAGGUGGGAAAACAGCAGGAAAUAGAAGAAGCAGGACACAGUCCCCAGAUGCUGGCACAGCACGGCAUUCUCCUGGAUACAGACCUGCACCAGGAUCCCUUAUCGCAGACGACAUCCAGCGAAAACAGAAGAUACCUCCUUCAGGUGUUCACCAAGCCCAUAUUUGCAGAAGACACCUUCUUCCUGGAGCUGAUCGAGCGAAGAGGGGCAACAGGUUUUGGCGAGGGGAACAUCAGGGCGCUGUGGAGGUCGGUGCAGGCGUACAUGGAGAACGAGAAGAGGGUUUCUCAAGGAGAGGCACCCCCAAAAACUGUGCAAACUGCUCCGUACUAGUCUGUCCAAAUAUUUUCAUCAGGGAUUACUUUUAUUUCUUCUAUGUUUUUAUAACAACGUGAGAGCACUUAAUGGGGAAAAAUAUGUAAAAUAAUAAAAAAGGAUUUUCUACAAAUGGUAAAUCUGACGACACUUAUUGCACUACUAACACACUCUCUGUUGUAUGUUGUAUUAAUAUUUAUCUGAGAAUAUGACUGAGCUGAUUAAAGACACCAAGCACAAAAGCAUUGCAAGUCAUGUUGCAAAUCCCGAUACGUACUGUCCUUGAAAAUGUCUCAAUAAAAAUACACUUGCCAUAGCAGUAAAAGAA